GUGCGCAGCAAGCUCCUGGUGUCGCUGGCGCUGCUGGGCUCGGAGCAGCGCGAGGCGGCGGGCGUGCUGUACCGCACGCUCACGCACAUCGACUCCAUCAUCCACAACUACGGGCUGCAGCUCAACGAGGGCCGCACGGGCGAUGAGUUCCUGCUGCUCUUCACCAUGGCCUCCAACCACCCGGCCUUCAGCUUCCACCAGAAGCAGGUGCUGCGCCAGGAGCUCACGCAGAUCCAGAGCAGCCUGAGCAGCGGCGGCGGCGGCGGCGGGGGCCACGGCGGCAAGAGCGCGCUGCCCACCUGCCCGGCCUGCCACAAGGUAACUCCAAGAACCGAGGCUCCCGUCAGCAGCGUGAGUAAUAGUUUGGAGAACGCACUACACACAUCAGCACAUUCCACGGAGGAGUCGCUGCCCAAGAGGACUGUGGGGAAACACUCCAAAGUGAGUGUUGAAAAGAUAGACCUGAAGGGAUUGUCACACACAAAAAAUGAAAGAAAUGUUGAAUGUUCCUUUGAGGUCUUGUGGUCUGAUUCUUCAGUAACAUCAGUAACCAAAUCUUCCUCUGAAGUGACUGAAUUUAUGUCAAAGUUACCUCAGCUGUACCCUGAAGAAAAUCUGGAGAAAUUCAUUCCUUGCUUGGCCGGCCCAGAUUCCUUUUACGUAGAGCGAAGCCACAUGGAUCUGGAAGCGGACCUGAGGUAUUUGACUUCAUUACCUUCUCACGUAUUGAAAAAUGACCACAUUAAGAAAUUUUUCAGCACUUCGUCUCCCACCCAACAGCUUCAAAGUCCAAGUCCUGGCACCCCUUCCCUUUCCAAAGUGGGCACCGUGAUGGGCGUGUCUGGAAGGCCCGUGUGUGGCGUGGCCGGCAUCCCCUCCUCUCAGAGUGGCGCCCAGCACCACAUGCAGCACUCAGCCACCGCGGCCGCCUUGCCCCACUGCUCCCACGCGGGGGGUGCCGGCUCAGCCCUGGCCUACCGGGCCCAGAUGGACACGUCGCCCGCCAUCCUGAUGCCCUCCAGUCUGCAGACCCCUCAGACCCAGGAGCAGAAUGGGAUCUUAGACUGGCUUAGGAAACUGCGCUUGCACAAGUAUUACCCCGUCUUCAAACAGCUCACGAUGGAGAAGUUUCUGAGCCUUACUGAGGAAGAUCUAAAUAAAUUUGAAUCCCUCACCAUGGGAGCAAAGAAAAAACUCAAGACUCAGCUAGAGCUGGAGAAGGAGAAGUCAGAGAAACGGUGCCUGAACCCUGCAGCUCCACCCCCGGUCACCGGCAGCGGAGUGGCUCGCGUCCCCCCGACCAGCCACGUGGGUCCCGUGCAGACCGUGCGAGGCGCCCACGCUGCAGCGCUGCGGGUGGAAGUGGAGCAGCCCCCUCACCAGACGGCCCGGGAAGGCAGCUCCUCCGAGUGCUCCAGCUCCUCGCCCAGCCCGAUGGGGGUGCAGGCCCGGGAAGAGAGCUCGGACAGCGCCGAGGAGAACGACAGACGUGUGGAGAUUCACUUGGAGGGCUCGGACAAGGAGAAGCCCGUCAUGCUCCUGAACCACUUCGCUUCAAGCUCUGCCAGGCCCACGGCCCAGGUUCUCCCCGUGCAGAACGAGGCGGGCUCCAGUCCAUCGGGCCACCACGCCCUGCCCCCCCAGAUGAUGGCUGCGGCCUCACACCUGGCGCCCAUCCGGAUGCUGAAUUCCGUGCACAAGUCGGAGAGGGGGGGCGCGGACAUGAAGCUCCUCCCGCCUUCCGUGCACUCGCUGCUGUCUCUCGAAGAACGGAGUAAGCUCUCGGGACCAAGAGGCGGCAUCAAAGUGGACAAGAACUUCGGCCACGCUGUGAUCGACGCGGCCCCCACGCCCGGCCCCCAGCAGCCCCUGCAGGUCCUCUCCGCGCUUGCCGAGAGCAGCGCCGUGUCACCCACCGUCUCCUUUGGUCCCCGCGCCAAAGUCGUGCACACGUCCGCGCUGGACAGAGUCCUGAAGCCGGCCCCGCAGCCCGCCCCGGGCGGGGAGACCAGCACCGCUGCUGCGGGCACGUCCAGCACCGUCUUCCACGUGGCUCGGCCCCCCAUCAAACUCCUGGUGUCUUCAUCCGUCCCCGCGGAUUCUGCCAUUUCCGGGCAAACUCCCUGUUCUAAUAACGUGCAAAUAAGCGUGCCCCCUGCAAUAAUAAACCCCCGGACUGCCCUGUACACCGCCAACACCAAAGCUGCCUUCUCUGCGAUGAGCAGUGUGCCCGUGGGGCCCCUGCAGGGCGGCUUCUGUGCGAACAGCAACACUGCCUCCUCCAGCAGCCACCCCUCCACGUCCUUCGCCAGCAUGGCCACCGUGCCCAGCUGCCCGGCCCCCAGCUCCAGCCCCGCGCUCUCCUCGGCCCCCGAAAGCAGUUUCUACAGCGGCGGCGGCGGCUCCGGCUCCCCCGGGAACAUUCCCGCCUCCGCCCAGAACCACCACCACCACCACCACCAUCAGCAGCAGUCGGCGCCCCAGCAGCCCGCGCCCGCGCCACCCCCGGGCUGCGUCGUGUGCACUUCGUGCGGGUGCAGCGGCAGCUGUGGCUCCAGCGGCCUGACCGUCAGCUACGCCAACUACUUCCAGCACCCGUUCUCGGGGCCGUCCGUCUUCCCCUUCCCCUUCCUGCCCUUCAGCCCCGUGUGUGGCAGCGGCUACGUGGGCGCCCAGCAGUACGGCGGCGGCGCCUUCCCCGUGGUGCACUCGCCCUAUGGCGGCGGCGUGCCCCCCGAGCCCGUGCUGGGCGGCCAGUCGGCCUUCGCCGUGCCGCCCGUGCAGAGCUUCAUGGCGGGCGCGGCGGGCGUGUACCAGGCGCCGGGGCUGGUGGGCGGCGGCGUUCUCAGGAGACUCCUGUUUGGUAAAGACAAGACGAGCUGGCAGAACCUGGACUGA
This is a messenger RNA of Puma concolor (puma), 2898 nucleotides long. The record is from RefSeq and is a predicted model, not a curated record. Lineage: Eukaryota; Metazoa; Chordata; Mammalia; Carnivora; Felidae.